Messenger RNA from Penicillium brasilianum, 1788 nucleotides. NCBI's taxonomy places the organism in Eukaryota, Fungi, Ascomycota, Eurotiomycetes, Eurotiales, Aspergillaceae. The record is from the annotation of a GenBank genome assembly.
CGAAACCCGGGGUUGCGUCCGGCAUUUCCCUUAAGAUCCGCUUGCCGCGGAGGAGGAUUGGGGAUUUUUUGGUUGAUUGAAUUGCGUUUUAUCUUUUGAGAUCCUUUCUUUCUUCUUUCUCCAUCCUCACGGUCAUUCUCUUCGUACAGAACAAGUCCCGGACGCUCGACAGCAUCGCAAUUGACAACAGCGACCGGCCACCGAGAAUCCACCGAGUAGACCACCAGCUAGCUCGGCGAUAUCUACAGAUCUCACCGAAAACUUGAGAACCAACUUCGCAGCCAUGGCUUCGCCUAUCCCCCGCGGUAUCAAGCAGGUGCUCCAGAAGACGCCCAACGACAUUGUCAUUCUGUCCUCCCUGCGAACUCCCGUCACCCGCGCCAAGAAGGGCGGCUUCAAGGAUGCCUACCCCGAAGAGCUACUCUCCCAUGUACUCCGCGCUACAUUGAAGGCCAACCCCAACCUCGACCCUGCUCUGAUCGACGAUGUCACCAUCGGCUCCGUGCUGCAGGAGCUCGGUGGCGCCAAGGCUGGCCGUAUGGCCCAGGUUCACGCCGGUUUCCCUCACUCCGUGCCCUUCAACACCAUCAACCGCCAGUGCUCGUCCGGUCUGGCCGCUAUCACGGCCGUUUCCUACGGCAUUCGCGCCGGCGCCAUCAAUGUCGGUGUCGGUGGUGGUAUGGAGUCUAUGACCCGCAACUACGGCUCUCGCGCUAUCCCUACCGUCCUCUGGCCCGAGCUGAAGGAUUCCCCCUCCAAGGAUGCUCGCGACUGCAUCAUGCCCAUGGGUAUUACUUCUGAGAACGUCGCUUCGCGCUACGGCAUCUCCCGCGCUGACCAGGACGAGUUUGCCGCUGCGUCACACCACAAGGCCUCCGCCGCCCAGAAGGCUGGCCGCUUCGAUAGCGAGAUCGUCCCCGUCACCACCAGGUCCUACGCCGCCGAGAACCCCGAUGCUGCCCCCGAGGAGAUCACCGUGACCCAGGACGACGGUAUCCGCCACAACAUCUCCGUCGAGAAGAUGGCUUCUCUCAAGCCCGCCUUCUCCGCUGACGGUGCUAGCACCGCCGGUAACAGCUCCCAGGUCAGCGACGGUGCCGCCGCCGCUCUGCUGAUGCGCCGUUCUACUGCCGAGGAGCUCGGUCUGUCCGGAUCUAUCAAGGGUCGCUGGGUCGCUACCGCCAUUGCAGGCUGUGCCCCCGAUGAGAUGGGUGUUGGUCCCGCCGUUGCUAUCCCCAAGUUGCUCGAGACCACUGGCCUGAGCGUCGCCGAUGUCGGUGUCUGGGAGAUCAACGAGGCCUUCGCCUCCCAGGCUCUGUACAGCAUCCGCAAGUUGGGAAUUGACCAGGCCAAGGUUAACCCCAAUGGUGGUGCUAUUGCUAUCGGUCACCCUCUCGGUGCUACCGGUGCCCGCCAGCUGGCUGAUCUGCUGCCCGAGCUGGAGCGCAGCGGCCAGGAUAUCGGUGUUGUCAGCAUGUGCAUUGGUACUGGCAUGGGUAUGGCCGGUAUGUUUGUUCGCGAGUAAAAAAAUGCCUCUUUCUGGUGCUGGGGUCCUGUUCUAUAUUCCAUUUUUUAUGUUAUAGUAUGAUAUGAGCGAUGCAUGUCUAUAUACAUUUCGCGUACAAUGAUUGUUUUCAGCUUCUUAAUCUUGUUCCUUCGACCGACUCUGGUUGUAAUACGUCCCUAUCUAUCACUGAACCUCGCGACUACUCGGAGCCUCGCGGCCAUGUCUUUCAUCCACUUGAAUUGGAGGCGCCCUAGUUCUAUCUUCACGCCUUAUAUAUCGUU